Pteropus alecto (black flying fox) is the source of this 6058-nucleotide messenger RNA. RefSeq names its product adenylate cyclase 6 (gene ADCY6). The transcript has 22 exons. Gene Ontology annotation, biological process: adenylate cyclase-activating G protein-coupled receptor signaling pathway; intracellular signal transduction; adenylate cyclase-inhibiting G protein-coupled receptor signaling pathway. NCBI's taxonomy places the organism in Eukaryota, Metazoa, Chordata, Mammalia, Chiroptera, Pteropodidae. Bases 137 to 3733 code for a protein of 1198 amino acids. The record is from RefSeq and is a predicted model, not a curated record. Gene Ontology annotation, molecular function: adenylate cyclase activity. Gene Ontology annotation, cellular component: plasma membrane.
GCAGGGCGAGGGCUGGGGGAGGGAGGAAGGGACGGGUGAGAAGUGGGCGCGGGGCGCUGAUUCUGCCCCUGGGGUCCCGGUUAGGAAGGAAGCUGACCCUCUGGGCGAGGGGCUGGAGGCAAUCGCUGCGCGAGGCAUGUCAUGGUUCAGUGGCCUCCUGGUACCCAAAGUGGAUGAACGGAAAACAGCCUGGGGGGAAUGCAAUGGGCAGAAGCGCCCGCGUCAUGGGACUCGGACCAGUGGCUUCUGCGCACCCCGCUAUAUGAGCUGCCUCCAGGAUGCACAGCCACCCAGCCCCACCCCUGCAACCCCACCUCGGUGCCCCUGGCAGGAGGAGGCCUUCAUCCGGAGGGGUGGCCCUGGCAAGGGCACAGAGCUGGGGCUGCGGGCCGUGGCCCUGGGCUUUGAGGACACUGAGACGACAGCACUCGGGGCAGCUGACGUGGCACCCAAUGUGGCACCCAGGAGCAGUCGAUCCUGUUGGCGCCGUCUGGUUCAGGUGUUCCAGUCGAAGCAGUUCCGCUCAGCCAAGCUAGAGCGCCUGUACCAGCGGUACUUCUUCCAGAUGAACCAGAGUAGCUUGACGCUGCUGAUGGCAGUGCUUGUGCUGCUCACGGCUGUGCUGCUGACCUUCCAUGCCGCGCCUGCCCACCCUCAGCCUGCCUAUGUGGCCCUGCUGGCCUGUGCGGCUGUCCUCUUUGUGGUGCUCAUGGUGGUGUGUAACCGACACAGCUUUCGCCAGGACUCCAUGUGGGUGGUGAGCUAUGUGGUGCUGGGCAUCCUGGCAGCUGUGCAGGUUGGGGGUGCCCUGGCAGCCAACCCCCACAGCCCCUCCGUAGGCCUUUGGUGCCCUGUGUUCUUUGUCUACAUCACCUACACUCUCCUACCCAUCCGCAUGCGGGCAGCUGUCUUCAGUGGCCUGGGCCUCUCCACCCUGCAUUUGAUCUUGGCCUGGCAACUCAACCGUGGUGAUGCCUUCCUCUGGAAGCAGCUCGGUGCCAACAUGCUGCUAUUCCUCUGCACGAAUGUCAUUGGCAUCUGCACACACUACCCAGCUGAGGUGUCUCAGCGCCAGGCCUUUCAGGAGACCCGCGGGUACAUCCAGGCCCGGCUGCACCUGCAGCAUGAGAAUCGGCAGCAGGAACGCCUGCUGCUGUCAGUGUUGCCCCAGCACGUUGCCAUGGAGAUGAAAGAAGACAUCAACACAAAGAAGGAAGACAUGAUGUUCCACAAGAUCUACAUCCAGAAGCAUGACAAUGUCAGCAUCCUGUUUGCAGACAUUGAAGGUUUCACCAGCCUGGCAUCACAGUGCACUGCACAGGAGCUGGUUAUGACCCUGAAUGAGCUCUUUGCCCGGUUUGACAAGCUUGCUGCAGAAAAUCACUGCCUGAGGAUCAAGAUCUUAGGGGACUGUUACUACUGUGUGUCAGGGUUGCCGGAGGCCCGGGCAGACCAUGCCCACUGCUGUGUGGAGAUGGGGGUGGACAUGAUUGAGGCCAUCUCGCUGGUGCGUGAGGUGACAGGUGUGAACGUGAACAUGCGCGUGGGCAUCCACAGUGGACGUGUGCACUGCGGUGUCCUUGGUCUGCGGAAGUGGCAAUUCGAUGUGUGGUCCAAUGACGUGACUCUGGCCAACCACAUGGAGGCAGGGGGCCGGGCUGGCCGCAUCCACAUUACUCGGGCCACGCUGCAGUACCUGAACGGGGACUACGAGGUGGAGCCAGGGCGUGGCGGUGAGCGUAACGCGUACCUCAAGGAGCAGCACAUUGAGACCUUCCUGAUCCUUGGUGCCAGCCAGAAACGGAAAGAGGAGAAAGCCAUGCUGGCCAAGCUGCAGCGAACGCGGGCCAACUCCAUGGAAGGGCUGAUGCCACGCUGGGUGCCUGACCGGGCCUUCUCCCGGAGCAAAGACUCCAAGGCAUUCCGCCAGAUGGUGAGGGCCCACAGCACCAGGACCUGGGCCUCACUUUUUUGUCUCCCCGGCUCUCUGUCCCCUGCCUUCGUCUGCCUUCCUUGUGGCUGCCAUUUCCAUGGCAUUGAUGAUUCCAGCAAAGACAACCGGGGUGCCCAAGAUGCCCUGAACCCUGAGGAUGAAGUAGACGAGUUCCUGGGCCGUGCCAUCGAUGCCCGCAGCAUUGAUCAGCUGCGCAAGGACCAUGUGCGCCGGUUCCUACUCACCUUUCAGAGAGAGGAUCUUGAAAAGAAGUACUCAAGGAAGGUGGAUCCCCGCUUCGGAGCCUACGUGGCCUGUGCCCUGUUGGUCUUCUGCUUCAUCUGCUUCAUCCAGCUCCUCGUCUUCCCACACUCAACACUGAUGCUUGGAAUCUAUACCGGGAUCUUUCUGCUGCUGUUGAUCACCAUGCUGACCUGUGCCGUGUACUCCUGUGGCUCCCUGUUCCCUAAGGGCCUGCAACAUCUAUCACGUAGCAUUGUGCGCUCUCGGGCACACAGCACCGCUGUUGGCAUCUUUUCAGUCCUGCUUGUGUUCACCUCCGCCAUUGCUAACAUGUUCACCUGUAACCACACCUCCAUACGGACCUGCGCAGCCAGGAUGCUGAAUUUAACACCUGCUGACAUCACUGUCUGCCACCUGCAGCAGCUCAAUUACUCUCUGGGCCUGGAUGCUCCCCUGUGUGAGGGCACCGUACCCACCUGCAGCUUCCCCGAGUACUUCGUCGGGAACAUGCUGCUGAGUCUGUUGGCCAGCUCUGUCUUCCUGCACAUCAGUAGCAUCGGAAAGUUGGCCAUGAUCUUUGUUUUGGGGCUCAUCUAUUUGGUGCUGCUUCUCCUGGGCCCCCCAGCCACCAUCUUUGACAACUAUGACCUACUGCUUGGUGUCCAUGGCUUGGCUUCUUCUAAUGAGACUUUUGAUGGGCUGGACUGCCCAGCUGCAGGGAGGGUGGCACUCAAAUAUAUGACCCCCGUGAUUCUGCUGGUGUUUGCCCUGGCCCUGUAUCUGCAUGCUCAGCAGGUGGAAUCGACUGCCCGCCUGGACUUCCUCUGGAAACUGCAGGCAACAGGGGAGAAGGAGGAGAUGGAGGAGCUCCAGGCAUACAACCGGCGGCUGUUGCAUAACAUUCUGCCCAAGGAUGUAGCUGCCCACUUCCUGGCCCGGGAGCGCCGGAACGACGAGCUCUACUAUCAGUCGUGUGAGUGUGUGGCUGUCAUGUUUGCCUCCAUUGCCAACUUCUCUGAGUUCUACGUGGAGCUGGAGGCAAAUAAUGAGGGUGUGGAGUGCCUGCGGCUGCUCAACGAGAUUAUCGCUGAUUUUGAUGAGAUCAUCAGUGAGGAGCGGUUCCGGCAGCUGGAGAAGAUCAAGACGAUUGGUAGCACCUACAUGGCUGCCUCUGGGCUGAACGCCAGCACCUAUGAUCAGGUGGGCCGCUCCCACAUCACCGCCCUUGCCGACUAUGCCAUGCGGCUCAUGGAGCAGAUGAAGCACAUCAAUGAGCACUCCUUCAACAAUUUCCAGAUGAAGAUCGGACUGAACAUGGGCCCAGUUGUGGCAGGUGUCAUUGGGGCUCGGAAGCCACAGUAUGACAUCUGGGGGAACACAGUGAAUGUCUCUAGCCGUAUGGACAGCACAGGGGUCCCUGACAGAAUCCAGGUGACCACUGACCUGUACCAGGUUCUGGCUGCCAAGGGCUACCAGCUGGAGUGUCGAGGAGUGGUCAAAGUGAAGGGCAAGGGGGAGAUGACCACCUACUUCCUCAAUGGGGGCCCCAGCAGUUAGCAGUUACAAAUUCAGCUGAAGGGACCAAGGUGGGCAUUUGAGUGGACUCUGUACUCGCUGGGUGGAGCUGUGGCAGGGGACACUGAGCCUUCAGACCCUGCUUACCACAAAAGGGAACACCCCAGCAGACCGUGCUUGGACCAUGCUCGUCUGCCCUCAGGCUGGAGAAUGAGGGGAUGCCAAGAGGAAUUUGCAAGUGACUUUCUUUUUAUAUUGGGGCAGGACUGUUCCCUCUCCUUUCCUCCAGCUUUUGGGAGCAGGGGAGGAGGCUGCAGCAGAGGCAGUGGGAAUCCUCCUGCCUGGGAGGUGAAAAUGGCAGCUUGCCAUGCCUGCCCUUUCCCUGUCUGGGCAACAGGCUCAGGGCUAGGCUUUUCCUUUCCCCUUUUCCUGGGAGUAUUUCAUACAAAGACUGGCAGGCAUGAGGAGUGCCUAUUCCAUGCUUGCCUUUGCUAUGCCUGCAUCCCCAGCAUGGUUCUGGGGAUCCCCCACCCUAGCCAGGUCUCCCUCCUAGGCACAGGGCAUAGGAGGGAUAUGCCCUGGGGACCUAGUUCUGUCCAUAUUUCAGGGGAAUGUUUCCAUUUGCCAAAUCCUAGUCCCAUGAUCUGUCCCCAAAGGGGAACAAAGGGACUUCUGACAGCUCAGAUUUAGCCCUAGUUCCUGCAAAGUUCCAGGGAAAGGGGCGUCUGGCCUCACUGGUACUGUGAAAAUGCCCAGCCAGAGAGCAAACCUUUGUGUGGGGAUGUCAGAUCAGGAGCUGGAAGUUCACCUGCAGGUGCCAAAGAGAACGGGCCGGCCAGGGAGUGGGAUGGGGCCAGACUCUGAUCUGAGGGCCCCAAUGGGCAGGAUCAGGUCACUCUGCCCCAGUGUUCUUUUGCUGUCUGCUGGCAAGGGGGCACACAGCAUCUCUACACCUUCUGUUGCCAAAUUAGAAAAGGGCCAGGGUAUGGAGGAAGAUAACUCUGAUCCCAAACCUGUCCUCCCAAACCUCUGGCACUGGGGAGGGCCUGUGUGUCUGUGUAAUGUGCGUGCAUGUUGGUCUUCAUUUGCAUGUCUUUUCCAGGGCCGUGUGUGUCCUUGUGCUUCUGCUCCUCAGCUCUCCACUCUGGGCUGCCUCUCUCCCGUGGUCCUCUAUCUUCUGGGAAUAAGGCAGGAUUCCGUUUCAAGGAUGGGGAGGGAUGCUCAGGUUGCACAGGAGUGGAGUAGGGUGUAGUAACAAGAGGAGGGGGGCCCUGGGGAGAGGUGUCCUUUUGUGCCAAAUCCCUAAGUGCCAUUUGGGGGCCACGUGUGCAGCAUGACUGUCCUCCUGCCUGGGGCAGGGACCAAGCCUGAACUGUCUGGGAUUUGGUGGUCAGAGGCUCAGGAAUUUCCAGGAUUCCCCAGCUGGUAUCCUGGGACGUGGUAUGCUUUGGGACUGGGGUAACACGGGAUCCCUCUGAGGACCCAGAUACUGGUACUAGAGGAUGGGGCAGGGGAACCUGAAACUUCGCCUUCCCAAGCCUUCAGCCUGAGUUUAGCAUGUUCCUGGCACCCCAGUCCCUGUGAAGCCUACAGGGGUUGGCAGGGGGGUUAGGAGGCUAGAUUUCCUUCCUACCCCUGCCUUCCUUUUAUCUUUUUCUUGCAACUUCCUUGCCUCUGGCCUGAAUUAGUUGGUGUCUUGGUUUCUCUGCCUGUACCUAUUUAAGCCAGAGGCAUUAGCUUGAAUUUUGCUUGAAGACUGCUUCGUCUUGGAGGCGAUCAGAGAGGCUGAGGAGAGACCCAGAAGUGCUGAGUUUGGAAGUAGAAGGGGCAAGUGAUGAUAUCUUGUCCUUCUUCAUGCCCUUUCUGACUCUAGUAGAGGCCUGGUUUCUGGCUCAAACUGCCUGCCUUUGGGGCUCUUCAUGCAUCAAUCAAAUGGGCCCUCAGGUACUUACUUCAUUAGCCAAGGCAGGAGGAGGGGAAGACUAGUUGGUCCAGACAGGAAAUCAGCUCUCCUCCCCGCAGCCAUAUCCUUGGAUAGGAAGGGACUGCUUGGAGCCAUGGGGUAUGGGUGAGGAUACAAAGAGACUAGGAUGAGAAGACUUCAGUUUUGGGUGAUUUGUCUCUGCUUCUUGCCAGGCGGGAAGGGCCUGUCCAUACCUUGGCUCCCCUACCACAGUGCCAGCCAUGGCCUUCCUCCAGGCUACCAUUGUCCCCUCCUCACCAGUUGGCGGGGGAGUCAGUGGAUGGGAGGUCCAUGGACUUCGGUUUUUAUAAUGUAACCACUGUGGGGGGGAGGGUGAUGUAUCAUGUAUUUCAGUGAAAUAUUUAAUAUAUUUAAAUAUCAAUAAAAUCAAACUCUUUGUAAAA